GUUCCCGCUCCGGGGCCGCCGGGACAGUGUGAACAAACACCCAGGGGAGGGUGAAACAGCGCCCGAGCGAAGAGCGAACGAGCAGCCGUGAGAGGGUGAACCGGCACCCGGGCGAGGAGUGAACCCGGCACCGGGCGCGCCCCCCGCCCGCCUUCCCUCCUCCCUCCCUUCCUCCCUCCCUCCCCUCUUCCUUCCCCUCCCUCCCCGUCCCUUCCUCUCUCCGCCUGGUGCCGCCACCGCCGAGGAGGAGGAGGAGGAACAUGGCGAAAGCGGAGCAGGUCCUGAGCCUCGAACCGCAGCACGAGCUCAAAUUCAAAGGUCCUUUCACAGAUGUGGUCACUACAAACCUGAAGCUCGGCAACCCCACGGACAGAAAUGUGUGCUUCAAAGUUAAGACCACAGCACCACGUAGAUACUGUGUAAGGCCCAACAGUGGAAUUAUCGAUGCAGGAACAUCAAUUAAUGUUUCUGUGAUGCUACAGCCUUUUGACUAUGACCCUAAUGAGAAAAGUAAACACAAGUUUAUGGUUCAGUCUAUGUUUGCUCCAGCUGAUACUUCAGAUAUGGAAGCAGUAUGGAAAGAAGCAAAACCAGAAGAACUCAUGGAUUCGAAACUUAGGUGUGUGUUUGAGCUACCAGCAGAGAAUGAUAAGCCUGCACGUGUCAGGUGUGCACAGACAAUUUUACCUGAUUCUCCUCCUAUGUAUCAGAUUUACCCUUUUCCUGAAAAAGAAGCUUCCAUCUUAAAGGAAGAAGAUGGACUGCGGAUGAGGAAGGUACCCCAGACAAACAACCCAAUCUCUCCUUCUGCAGCUGCUGUCAAGGACGAAGGGCUCAGCUCCAGACUACUUGCUUUGGUGGUUUUGUUCUUUGUCUUUGGUGUAAUUAUAGGAAAAAUAGCCUUGUAGAGGCAGCAUGCUGGAAAUUGUAAAUUGGUUUGAUGGUUCUGCCAUAUCAUUGGAUUAAAUUUAUUCAUAACAAUGUUUAAAAAAAAAAUUAAUGUAUGACAUCUCACAGGUCUUGCCUUUAAAUUACCCCUGCACAAAUACUAUGUAACAUAAUCUAGAAAGUUCAAAAUGUACGGUGAGGGAAUGAAUGAAAGAGAAUAUGCUUCAAUGAUGAAGGGGGGAGAAAAUCCUGAUUUAACACUACAAUGGAAUAUUGUAUAUGUCAUUUUAAACAUUCUUAGGCCCUGGUACAUGUUGCUGGAUUACCUCUUUUUAAAAAAAAAAAAUUUAAAAAAAAGGAAAACUAGAAAAAUCUCUUCCUCCACUGCUGGAGCUGGCCCUAGGGAUGUUUGGAGCUGGGUUAGGCAGGAGGUGUUGAUAACUUCUGUAAAAUACGUUAAUCCACCAUUCUGCUCAUGAAUUUAACAGUUUCUGUCAGUGUCUUCAACUCUGUGCAAGUUACCAAUUUCUUGGCACUUCAGUGAGUAGUGAGAAGCUGCAAAGCCUUGGGUGUGGCAGCACUGAGGGAGCUGGGCAGCACCGAGGGGCUCGUUCAGAAUAAAGGUCAAUGCCUUGUUCUCACCAAGGGACCAAGCUACAUUGCUGUUGGUUCAUUUAGUUGAAUUAAAAUGUUAUUCAGAGAUGUUUAAUGCAUAUUUGACUUAUUUAAUGUAUUUCAUCUCAUGUUUCCUUAUUAUCACGAAAUUGACUGAUUCUUUGUGGUAUGAGAAGGCGCCUGUUCAAAGCCAGUGACGAGAACUAAAAAUUUGCUGCUGUAGUGGUGCAAGAUUCUUCUGCCUCCUGAUGUUUUGGGCACUACACCAUUGUUGGGAGUUUUGAUCAUCUGAGCAUUGGGAAAAACAGUGGUCAGGAAACUGUUCUUGUAUGUAAAUAAGUCUAUUUAGGGGAGAAACAAAGAUAUCAGUAGUAAAUUAGUCCUAUGCCGUAAAAAGACCAAUCUUGUUUGACUAUGUAGCAUCUUAAAAAAAAAAAGAAAAAAAGAAAGAAAAGAAAAAUUAAAUAAAGCCCCCAAAUUAAUGUUUCCUUUGUUACUUUUGUCCUGUUCUCACAGUUUUAGAGGUGGGGAGGAAGCAGUGUUCUCUUGUCAGCUUUGUUCAUAGCAUAAGGAAGCUUGCAGUCUGAUUUCAGGGUGAAUUUCUCUUUUUUUCCAGACUAAUUUUAAUAUCAAAGCAAACCAUCCCAUGGUGAGCCUGACGCACAAAAGUUGUUCAGAGUCUCCAUGCUGAGGUACAAGGUAACAUCCCACCUUCCAGGUUAGUUGGGUUCAGCAGUUCAGACACUUGACAGCGCCUUUAGAAUCAGGAGAUUUUGUUUCUAAGCUUCCUUUUACCACAAGGUGUGUAAGCAAACUCAGUGUGUUUUAACAUGAUGGAUUCAAUAGAUUAAACAGUUUUUGAGCAGGUAAAUUCACAUCUAUUCUCAAAUGGGAGACCCAAAACCAUUCAGUGGCAAAAUUUGUUGUAGCAUGUUACAAGAUGAGGCUGAGUCUUUUACAGAUGACUUCUGUCAUUCCUUGCCUGUUCUGGGGUUCUGUGAGAGCUGUGGGGCUGCAGCCUCUCUGCUGCACCCUUGACCUUGUGUUUGUCCCACUUGUGUCUGCAAGUGCAAAUAAGUGAAAUUUAAUGUAAGGCUUAAUAAGAAAAAUAGGUGGGAAAAAAAACCUUGUGAUUGGUGUGUUCAGCUUCUGAACAUGAGUCUGGAAGUAUUUCUAGGAGAUUCAAUAGAAAGGAGAGGUGUAUUUUUGGCAUUUUGAAGUGCUGGUGCCUUGUCUGCUCAGAGGGAAGGGACAGAGCCACUGCAGCCUGGCUGCAAAGGGCAGGGCAGGAGGGAGAGGAGCUGGAAAGGACAAAGCAGGGAGUUCAUGGGACAAAUUGGGCAGAAUUGAUAAAGAAGAUACUGCCUGGGCAGUAGAAGCUGAAGAAAACUUUCUAAUGAAGCAUUCUUUACAGAAAGGCAAGGUUGUGAGUGACACUGCAAAAUUAAUUUUCAUGGCUUUGAAGAAUAUAUUUGAGAAAACCUUUGCUGAAGGAAGACUGAGAUAUGAAGUAGAUUUUUUUUUAAGUGGCUGUAAAUAUCUUGUUUUCUUAUCAGAAUUUCUGAUUCACUUUGAAAAAAUAAGGUUUUUUUGAGUCCUUUGUUCAGCUUAAAAACAGCCUAAAAGUGGUUGGUUUAAGAAAAAAAAAAUUGCUAUCUUUGCAGGAUAAAGGGGGAGGAUUUUAGAUUUAAACUGGUCUCCUGUGAGGGUAUCUGAAGCAAUGUUCAGGCAGGUUUCACACCCAGUGUAAGCUGCCUUUGCUGGCCCAGGGCAGAGCCAGGAGCAGCUCUGUCCUCCCCAGUGCUCAGCAGGGACCUCUUGGUGAUCUGAGCCAGCCUGGAGCUGUUCAUGAGCAGAGCUGUGCCUGUGUUUGCACUCUGGGAUCAUAAAGAGGUCCCAGAAAACCUUCUCAUGCUUUUCCACUGAGCAAGGAGACCAGGAGAGGAUUUCAGUGUUGGUGACAUCUGUAACCUGCAGCUGGGCUGACCCGCACCAUCAGUCCUAAACAAGACUCUUAAAUUAACUGCUUGUAUUUUGGAAUUUAGCAAAAUCCUGAGGUUUUCGCUCACCAUUUUUCACAAGAGCCUGAACACAGUAGCCCUGAAUUGUCUGGGUAAUGCUUUGCUUUGCUGAGCUUGAAAUAAAGUCACUGAUCAGGGGAAUUCUCAGCCCCUGUUUGACCAAACCCUUCCUUCAUAGGCAGUAGAGAGAAAUCUUAAGGAUUUUUUUUCUUCCAAGGUUCCUAAAAGGCCAGUUUGUAGAUAGAGUGCAAAUAUAGAUUGGAUGGAUAUUCCUAAGCCACCUGGCUCUUUUUGUAAGUUGUUCCUUUCAUGGCAACACAAGAGCAAAUGUUGUCAUGAAGUAUUCCCAGAAAGUGAAUUAUUCUGAAGGACACUGUGUAUCUUAGGAAGUUGUGCACAAAAUGUAGAGUUUCUAAAUAAGAUAAUUGUCUGGGGUCCUCACACAACAUCAGAUGUUAGAAACCUGUGAUUGAUUCAUGGUAGUAGAAAUCAAGUUAUUACUAAUCUAAUUCUUGUCCUUGCUGUUACUUUAAGAUGACCACUUGCACAUUCAUUGUUGAUUUUUGUAACACCUAGCAGAGGCUGCUUGGUGCACUCUGGGCGAAUUUGGGAUAAACAGAAACCUGAAAUAUCUCAAAGCCUAGAGCUGGGAAACAAAUGGAAAAUGAUUUCUUCUAUUUUGAGAUGUAGUUCUCCACAUCUUAAAGCAAAUACUCCGUGCAUGGAUGAUCAUAACUAUUGCUGUGCAUGGCAGUUGUCAGCUGGGAGUGCACAGCUGGAACAGCUGCACUGCAAGCCAGGAGCAGCUCAGGUUACUGGGGAGUGGCCUGGGGGCUGAAGAGCAAGAUCAUGUCAUAUUGUUAUGUUGAGGGGGAUUGAUGUACCAUAAUGUCAUUUUCUAAAAAUACAGGAUUGUAAAGCUCAGUGGUGGUGUUACUUUUUCCUCCUGAAAUGCUGUUAGUGGGAUAAAGUUGGAGCUUCACUUUGCAAUUCACUAGAAUUUCUUUUCAUCAAUAAACUAUGAAGGGUUUGUAUCUGCUGCACAUGUGAACUUGCAAUUCUUGUCAGCAAUUUUACAUCGUGGUGUGCACAAGGAAUGGAUCAUUUGUGUCUUGGCUUACUUGAUGUUUCAUUGCCAGUGGAAGAAAACUGUCAUCCCUUUUCUUCAGAAGAUGGCACUUCUGCCUCUUCAGUGGAAUGUCCCUCAUUUUCAGGCACAAUAGUGGCUUCACUGUAGUGCUCCUAAUUUGAAAUUAUAUUUCUCUUGCCCUAUGUGAUACCCUGAAAUUCCACAUCCUGAGUUCUGUUUUCUAUAAAAAGUAAGUGAGGAAAAAAGCACCACCAAAAAUCCCUCAUUUGAAAUUAAAGCCCCUGUAAAACAACACUCUGAGGCUCCUGUUUGUUGUGGCUGGGUCACAGCUGCACUGGUGCUGCACUGGUGCUGCACAGAGCCUGGAGAGCCACUGUGCCAGGUUUGGGAAUGGGGAAGCAUCCCUGGCCCAAGUCCUGGAGUGAGCAAGUUGAGAAGUGACAGGUGGUGGGUGAAAUUCAGUUUAUGUGUUUGGGAUUUGGAGAAGAUCAGCUUCACAGAACAAAGUAAUUGUGUUUCCACUGCUCAAAUCUGCUUAACUAUAAAAGUUGGUUGAUUAAUGGGUUGGGGGUUUUUACUGGAUAAAUGAAGAUUAUUUUUAAAAUAACACAAGUGAGAGCCAGCUAGGAAUCUUGCACGUGGUACUCCAGUGAGCACACACCUGCACACUUGCUGGUGACUGUGUCCUGUCACUCACUCUGCCAUUUCCUGUGGCUUCAGUUCCUGUUCAAGAACUAAUUUCACAUUUGUACUUGAAGAGUAAAACUUUAAAACCUUUCCUAAACUUCCACAUAGCUCUCUUUGCUACAGUCCAGGCCUGGAUUUGUCCUGAAGCCUCCACAGAGUGAAAAGCACAAAAGGGACACGGGGUCUGUGAGCACAGAAAUGAGGCUGCUUUUCCUUGGAGUAAACUUGAACUUUGGAUCUUUCCUCCUGUGAUCUGUCAUUAGAAAAUGGCCUUUUCCAGAGAGCAAAACAAAAGAAGUUAAGAAAACAAAUGAAUUAAGAAGAAAUAAUUGAAGCUGUGUAUUACAAGUUGACAUUAUACAUCUGGCAUUUCUGUUUAUGUUUCUGCAUUGGUACAUUUCAUUCUGAUUUAAUAAGUUCCUAAUUUUGUGGGUUUUUUUUCAAGAUUCUGAAGUGCCUAUGAAGAACAGCCUGUAGUAAAGUAUUGUUCCCAGUUUAGCUGUACUUCAUUUUUUUAAUCAAAUCUUUUUCUUUAGUGGAUAAACUCACAAGAUUAGAAAAGCCUCUUGAACUCCCUCAUGUUUAGUUUGGCAAAUGUCCUACACACAAUUACCCACAGAGAGCUACUUUUGAAAGACCCUUAUUAAGGCUGUACAAAGUCAAGCACUCAGGAGGUAGGAAAUGGCAGAACCAGGUUUGUGCUCUGUGAGUUUGGGAAGCACAUUGCAGUGUCUGAUCAUUUCAGUGAUCAAAAACUGAGCUGACACUGCUCAGAAAUUGUCCAAAACUGCCCAGCUUUGUGUGCCUGGACUUGGAGAACCCUAAAUUCUCUGAAGUUAUGUAUAAAUAGAUUUUUUAAAGUUGAUUUCCAAUGUGGCACUGUGGUGUUGGGUGUAACCCCCCAUGUGUGUGCUGGGGGAGUUCUUUGUGUUUGUGUGUGGAUCCCCAUUCUUGACCUGAGCUCCUGCUGGGGAGGAACCCGGAGCUGAAGCAGCAAUUUCUGUUUCCACAUUUCACUGGGAGGCCACACACAAGUGUGAUUGCAGCCAGGAGUCUCUGCCUCAGUGCUGAGCCCAGAGGAGCAUUUCUGUGGGGGCUGGAGGCUCUGCUGCCCAAUCUGCCUCCUGCUCUGCUCUGCCUGAGCUGUCAGAUCUCGCUCCAUCCCCUCCCUCAGCGCUGUGCUCCAGGCCAAGUCAUCCUCGUUCCUUCCCUGCUCCUUGGCAAAGAACCUUGUUCAGCCAAGCACUUUAAUGGCUUUUCUUCCCUGCUGCCUCUUUUCCAUCUGGGUCUCUCUUCCCAUCACCCUUCCAGGCUUGCCCUGCCCUGCCUGGGCUCUCCCUGGCACAGACCUGGCUGCUCCUGGUGCCUUCCCCAUCCCCACAGCCACUCACUCACCUCCUGCUUCCUCUUUGUUUUCUCUUCCUCCUCACUCUCUGGGGAGUUUGGAGCAACAAGCCUUGUCACCCAUCUCCUUUCUGUCUCCAGCUUCCCCCUGCUGUUCCAGUGCAGUGGAUUUAUUUAUAGUGUGGGACAGACUUUGAUAUUCCAUGUGGAUUGUUUCUCAAACAAAGCAGUAGCACAAUGCUGUUAAUGUAUCCAAAAGUGCUUCAGAUUUUUUUUGUUUCAUUUUAUCUGGGAAAUCUAGAAUGCAAAAAUGCAUUCUGAGGUAUUUUAAACAGGGAGGCAUGAAGGUGAUUAAUUGGAAAAAUAAGUUACUGUUAAUUGAGCUUUGUGUCAGACCCAGGACUGUUUGUCUGGCAGACUUGGCUCCCACUUUAAACUUCUGCACCUGCUAAAGAAGCAGAAAAUUGGAAAGGCAGCUUGUCUGAGGAGAUUGUGAUAUUAAAGAAGGUACUGAAGGCUCAGUCUCAGUGCAGGAAGCCAGAAAAUUGUUUGAGACUUGGGAAAUUAUUUUAUUUUUUAUUUUUGGGGUGGUUAAAAAAUAAUUAAUCUUUUAAAAAAUUAUUCUAAGAGAAGUGAAUGUGGAAGAGUUUACUAAGAUACAUGUGCCUGUUACCAUCAACUUCCAGCACACACUGGCUUGGGUUUUCACAGGGACAGUAAAAAUGUAUUUAUUUGUUUUGUGGUGGAAAGGAAUCCAGUAGUCAGGAUUAAAGCUCCUGGUCUGUGUCCUAGACCUGUUUUUCUGGAGCAGUGCUAGACAUGAAGGAUGAAAUUAAUUUGGUCUUGUUUAUGCCAGAUAAAGAUAAAUGAAUGUCAGAAAUGAGGUUGGAAUCCUGAUUGCAGUGGAGCUCAGCAAACAGCCAUGUGAGUUGCUAAUAAAUUUAAUUGGUGCUUCAAAAGGGCAUAUCUGAGCAAAUUUCAUACCAGAUCUGGAAGUGGGGAGGAAAUUAGAUGAAAAACUGAAGUAGAAUUGACAGUUUUCUAAGUGAAAGGUAUUAAAUGGCCAAAAAACAAUAAUUUUGCAAUUGAGAAAGGGGACAACUUUGGCUAACUGCCCAUCCUACUUCAGUGAUGAAAUGAGAGGGAAAAUUAGAUGGAAAGUAAUAUAAAACAAAUAAGAAAAAGGGAAGCAGACAGCAAUCCAUUCAAAAUGGGAGUUAGGAAAUGCAGAAAAUAAGGAAAGCACAACCCAAAGGAAAAUAAAAAUCUGGGUUGGAGUGCUUGGAGAGGGUGAUGAGGAGCUGAAGUUCAGAGGAAAUCUGCAAUAGGAUAAGAACUGUUAAGAAAUAGAUGCAGGAGAUAAAACCUAGGGAUGUAAGAGAACUGGAAAGGUGAUGUCAUUCCUUAGCAAUGGUCAGGAUUUAAAAUUAACAGUUUUUAAUUCAGGAGGCCCAAAAACCUCGAUGAGCGUUUGGAAGGGAGGAGCCUGGGGCAGUGUGGAGCUGCUGCUGGGGGUGGGCAGUGGGACAGCCUGGAAGGAGAUGGCAAAGGAGAUGGAUGUUCCUGAUGGAGCCUGGUGUGAGUCCUCUCAUUCUGUCUUUUGGGUUCCUUUGGGAUCAGAGUGAGCUGGGUGUGUCAGGGCCCUGCAGAGCCGUGUGCUCCCUCAGUCACACACUGCUGCAGCUCAGACACAGCCACCAUGAAAUGGGGAUGCCCAGAGCAGGGUUCUGCAGGGACCUGGCACAUUCUGUGGUUCCAGAUCACUGAGGAACACAGCACAAAAUCACUACUGAUAAAACAUUACAGAAAUAUCCAUGGCCAGGACCAGAAUGAGAACAGCUCCAUGCACAUUCCCAGUGCAGUCCCAGGGUAAAAGCCUGAUGAAUACCAAUGUGUUCUUGUUUUUAAUUACUGUUAGCUGUAAGUGAUUAUCCUUCUGUAUGUCUCAGCUGGGAGAGUUGGGAAUUUUGGAUGCAAUUUGGAUAUUUACAUUCUACAAGAGAAGCUGAGUAAUUGGAAUGGAUGCAAAAAAUAUGAUUCAGAAAUUACUGGUGGAGUGUGAAAAUGCCUUAGAGAGGGUGAGAGAAAACUCAGUUGGCUGAGAUUUUCUACUAGAAUUGAGACUGUCUUGAUUACAGUGCACUAGUACCUUCACAGGCAGAAAAUACUGCACACUGCAGCUCUCUGAUCUUAAAAAGCAACACAAGAAUCACCAACUGGCAGUCAAAGCCAGGCAAAUUCAAAUUGGAAAAAGGCACAAAUUCUUAAGAGAGAAUAACUGUGUAAUUUAGGAAUGUGUCUUCAAAAACUGUGAACAGAACAAUAAAAGUUAUGAUAUUUAUGCAAA
Messenger RNA from Melospiza melodia melodia, 8992 nucleotides. It is a transcript of the gene VAPB, whose product is annotated as VAMP associated protein B and C. Gene Ontology annotation, biological process: endoplasmic reticulum membrane organization. Lineage: Eukaryota; Metazoa; Chordata; Aves; Passeriformes; Passerellidae. The coding region runs from base 261 to 908 and encodes 215 amino acids. Gene Ontology annotation, molecular function: FFAT motif binding. Gene Ontology annotation, cellular component: endoplasmic reticulum membrane; plasma membrane. The record is from RefSeq and is a predicted model, not a curated record. The transcript has 7 exons.